GCAAGUGUUCUAUGUUCCAGGUGUUGGCCUUGAUCGCAAUGGCGGGCGUGUGCGUGGGAGCUCCGCAAGGCGCUUUCAACAUUCCUGUACCCAGCAUUCCUUCAGGUAAUGUGCAUGCACUGUAGUGUCGUGUAAAUGCGACACCUUCAAGGUAUGUGCAUGUACUGUAGUGUCGUGUAUAUUUGGCGAUGUUUAUUGAUGACUGAACAGGUCAGCUCACCCUCCAUAAGUGCUUGACUCGUAAUUGUAGGCUCUCCCCCCCCUCCUCCAGGUCUUUACGGUCUGCCCAACGCUGGUGGUGCCUCCUCUAGUGCGUCCACCUCAUUGGAUCAGGGCAUCCGGGUGGUAGCAUCUCAGUUAAUACCACUUCCUGGCUCGCCCUCUGCCCCUUCACCUCCAUCCGGACCCGCUCCGCCGUCUGCGCCCACUGCUCCGCCCACGACCACCACCCACAUGCCACCCAUGCCAUAUCAGUUCUCCUACAACAUCAUGGACGGAAUUUCCUCUGUCUACUCCUCGAGGACGGAGGAGCAGCUGGAAGACGGGCCACUCGUCGGAAGCUACUCGUACCUGCGUCCCGAUGGCGUCUACAUGACCGUUAUGUACACGGCCGACGAGAACGGCUACCGCGCUGAGGUGAAGGAGAGCCUCGAGGCACCGCAGGACCUCCAGCCCGUCGAGGACAACCGCGCUAAGUACGAGGUAAGCCUACCCGGAGCCGAAACGUACCUGGUGGACGUGACCGACGCCGAGCUCCGCGAGUACAUCCUCCAGGCGGAGGCAUUUGAGGCCUCGCAGAUCCAGGCGACAACCCUUCCGCCACAGACCCAGUCGCAGUCCCUCUCGCAGACUCAGACCUUGUCGCAGUCUAACGCCCAGUCCCAGUUCGCCACGCUUACCCAGCCUCAGGCCCAGGGCACCAGCUUCACCUCGCAGACCUCCAGCUCGAGCACGAACCAGUCGCCGCCAGUGAGGGGCGUUCAGUCCCCCUCAGGCUACAGCUACCCUCAGCCCUCAAUUCCUUUCGGGUUCUCCCAACCUUAAUUCCCUUUCUUCCACUGUCCCAUAAUUCCUCUUCUUCCACUGUCUCUCCUAAAUAAAAUUCCUUCUCGUCACAGAAAGAGGCGAUUAUGACGACAUGUUGUAAACCUCUAUCUUAUGUAUUUAUAUAUUUUUGAUCUCACGAUUUUGUAUUUCGUCAUAAAAUAAA
Molecule: messenger RNA, 1210 nt
Organism: Penaeus chinensis
Lineage: Eukaryota; Metazoa; Arthropoda; Malacostraca; Decapoda; Penaeidae
Exons: 4
Coding region: 454-1044 (196 amino acids)
Cellular component (GO): chitin-based extracellular matrix
Molecular function (GO): structural constituent of chitin-based larval cuticle
Source: RefSeq, a predicted model, not a curated record